UGUGGGUGUUGCCCAACCGUGCCUCCGUUCUCUCCAUGUGGGAGAGCGGGCUGCGGUUUUUGUAGUGAAAAAGCAUUGAAUCUGUACGGGCGCAGCCGCGAUACAUUUUAAGAAAAGCCGUUUUCAACACGGCGAAGAGAGGUGGGAUUCUUACUUUCCGUAGCAUGCUUUUGGCAAACACAGCUUUGCGAGGAUGAGCGGGCGCGUUCUCAAUGGGAAAAUGCUGCAGCUGCCGGCUCAGCGCGUUGGAAGGACAAUGCACUUUCUUUCAAGCUGGGACGAGAGCAGCUCCAUCAGCAGCGGGCUGAGCGACGCCUCGGACAACCUGAGCUCGGAGGAGUUCAACGCCAGCUCCUCCCUCUGCUCCCUGCCCACCACGCCCGUCGGAUCCCGCUGCAACUCCGCCAUCGCGCUGCGCACGGACGCGGAGAAGCACUCCCUGGUGGAGAGCGGCCUGUCCUGGUACAGCGAGGAGGGGGGCAAGGCCCAGCGCAAGGCCCUGGGCGGGGCCUACGACACGGGCAGCCUGAAGACCGAGUCCGCCAGCAAGUGGAGGAAGUCCCGCCCCCAGGACGCCGGCGGCGAGGACGGGGGCGGCCGGGGGGAGCUGAGGAAGCCCCAGACGCUGGGUCACCCCAACGCCCUGAAAAAGAGCCGCAACCCACCCGUGGGGGUCACCUCGCCCAUUACCCACACCUCCCAGAGCGUGCUCAAAGUGGCAGCGCCAAAGAGUGAGCAGAAGGCCGUGGACAAAGCCAAGAUGGCGGUCAAGGGGACCGCGCUGCAGCGGUCGAGCUCGGACGCCGGGAAGGAACGCGGCGACCACCGCAAGCCCCCGUCGGGCCUGGUCCGCCCCUCGGCCGGCGGCUCCUUCGGCUACAAGAAGCCGCCCCCGGCGACCGGCACGGCGACGGUGCUGACCGCCGGCGGCACGGCCAUCUCCAGCGGCUCGGCGACGGUGGGCAAGACGCCCAGGUCCUCCGGCAUCCCGGUGAAGCCGGCCGGCGGGGGCGGGGGCGGGGCCGGCGGGGGUGGGAGGAAGACCAGCCUGGACGUGUCCGCCUGCGAGCAGGGCUUCCUCUCCCCCAACGCCCGCAACAACAUCCAGUACCGCAGCCUGCCCCGCCCCGCCAAGUCCAGCGCCAUGAGCCUGACCAGCCGGCCCGGCUCACGGCCCGUCAGCGGCGGCCUGGAGGGCAGCCUGCUCAGCCUGAAGCCCGUGCCCCCCUCCCCCGCCACCCCGGGCUCCGCCCCGGGCUCCCGGCUAAAGGAACCGGGCGGCGGUAAGCCCGGAGGCCGGGCCAGCGCCGGCCCGGUGAACCAGACGGACCGGGAGAAGGAGAAGGAGAAGGCCAAGGCCAAGGCCGUGGUGUCAGACUCGGAGGGCGGGCCCCUCAAGCCGGGCUCCGCCCUCUCCUCCCACACCCCCGGGGAGACCUGCCCCAAACAGCUGAGCCUGCGGCCGACCAGCGGGGGCAGGUUCUCCGAGCUGACCUCCCCCACCUCACACAGGGCGCAAAGCAAGUCUCUGGGCAAGCCUGCCAGCCUGAUGCACCUGGAUAAGGUGAACUCCAACAGCCUGGACUCCACCAUGAUGGGCAUAGAGAGUGAGCUUCCCCCCAAGGUGCCCCCCUACUCCAAGCUCCAGGCCCUGGCGGGCUCCGGGGGCCCCGCCCCCUGCCUGACGCCCAGCCCCGCCCCCGUCCUCAACGUCAACUCGGCCAGCUGCUUCCCGGAGGCGGGCCUGGCCCCCCCCCGGGGCUCGCCCCUGCUGUACCCCCGUCUGUCCGGCCUGCACCGCAGCAUGGAGUCCCUGCCCCUCCCCAUGAGCGUCCCGCCCGCGGGGGGGCGCCCCGCCGCCGAGCCCCGCGAGCGGGAUGAGGACAGGGCCCCCAGUGGGUGGAGCGCGAGCAGCAGGACCUCCCUCACUCUCCUGGACAGUUCACAAAGGGAUCGGAACACCCUGCCAAAGAAAGGAUUGAGUCGCUAUGGUUCCGCCCAAUCAGAGGAGGAGAGCAAAGAGAGGCGCCACUCCCACACCAUCGUGAGCCUGACCGAGUCGCAGACCCCCCCGAUGCUCCCGUCGCCCACCUCCUUCUCCCUCUCCUCCGCCGGCAGGGGCCCCCUCACCAACGUGGUGCCCCCCACCCCCAACGGCGCCCCCCCCAGAAUGACCCGGUCCAACAGCAUCCCCGCCCAGGACUCGGGCUUCGAGCUGUACGGCGCCUCCCCCCUGGGCAGCAGCCUGUCCCUGGCCGACCGGCCCAAGAGCAUGAUCCGCUCCGGGUCCUUCCGCGAACCCGGGGACGACGUUCACGGCUCGGUCCUCUCCCUGGCGUCGAGCGCUUCCUCUACCUAUUCCUCGGCUGAAGAGAGGAUACAGGGAGAGCAAAUCCGCAAGCUGAGGCGGGAGCUGGAGUCUUCGCAGGAGAAAGUGGCCAACCUGACCACCCAGCUCUCUGCCAACGCGAACCUGGUGGCCGCCUUCGAGCAGAGCCUGGCCCUCAUGACCACGCGGCUGCAGUCCCUGUCCGUCAGCGCCGAUCAGAAGGACAACGAGCUGGGGGACUUGCGUGAGACCAUCGAGCUCCUGAAGACCAAAAACACUGAGGCACAGGCCGUCAUCCACGGGGCCCUCAACAACCCCGACAUCGCCCCCAAAGAGCUGCGGAUAAAGAGACAGAACUCGUCAGAGAGCAUCUCCAGCCUCAACAGCAUCACCAGCCACUCCAGCGUGGGCAGCUGCAAGGACACCGACGCCAAGAAGAAGAAGAAGAAGAGCUGGUUGAGGAGCUCCUUCAACAAGGCCUUCAGCAUUAAGAAGGGGCCCAAGUCCGCCACCUCGUACUCCGACAUCGAGGAGAUCGCCACCCCCACCUCCUCGGCCCCCUCCUCCCCCAAACUGUCCCACGAGGGCGGGGACGACCCGCCGCUCUCCCUCGAGCCCUGCGCCUCCGCCUCCUCCUCUUCCUCCGCGAUCUUCGAGGGUUCCGAGGAGCAGGAGAACGAGGAGAACGAGGAGAAGAUGGUGUCGGACCUGCGCUCGGAACUCUGGGAGAAGGAGAUGAAGCUGACGGACAUCCGGCUGGAGGCUCUUAACUCCGCCCACCAGCUGGAGCAGCUGCGGGACGCUAUGAACAGCAUGCAGAUGACUGUAGAGAACCUGAAGGCGGAGAACGACCAGCUGAAGACGGGGACGGGUGGCAAACCCCCCAGCGGCCCCCCCACCUCCACCUCCCAACCGUCGGGCCUAACGUCCCUGCUGGGCUCGUCGCCACGGCAAUCCCUCAACAUGUCCCUCACCAAGUCCUUCAGCAUGAGCCUCAACGACAGCAACCAUCCUGACUUCUCCCCCGUGGAGGCGCUGAGCGCCCCCCUCGGCAGGGACGACGUGCUCCUGCGGGUGGUGGUGCGCCUGCCGGACCAGCGACUUUUCAAAGACGAGGUGAAGCAGCAGGACUACUUCAUCGGCACGGUGAAGAUCAACGGGAAGACGGACUGGGUCGCCCUGGAUACGGCCGUCAGCCAGGCCUUUCAGGACUAUAUCGUCAAGGUGGACCCGACCUCCAGCCUGGGCCUGUCUGUGGACUCCAUCUGCAGCUACAGCGUCAACCAGGGCAGGAGGGUGAUGGGCGGGGCCGGGCCGGAGACCACGCCCUCCUGGUGCCUGGGCAAGGGCCCCUGCUGCAUCACUGUGGCCCUUAAAGGGCUGAAGGAGAAGUGUGUGGACAACCUGGUGUUCGAGACGCUCGUCCCCAAGCCCAUGAUGCAACACUACAUCAGCCUGCUGCUGAAGCACCGGCGCCUCAUCCUGUCGGGCCCCAGCGGCACCGGGAAGACCUACCUCACCUCGCGGCUGGCCGAGUACCUGGUGGAGCGCAGCGGCCGCGAGCUCAGCGAUGGCAUCGCCGUCACCUACAACAUGCACCGCCAGUCCUGCAAGGACCUUCAGCUGUACCUGUCCAACCUGGCCAAUCAGAUUGACCGGGAGACCAGCACAGGAGACGUCCCAUUGGUUGUAGUCCUGGAUGACCUGAGUGACUCCUCCUCCAUCAGCGAGCUUGUCAACGGUGCCCUCACCUGCAAGUACCAUAAAUGUCCAUACAUCAUCGGAACGACCAACCAGCCGGUGAAGAUGACUCCCAACCAUGGCCUGCAUCUGAGCUUCAGGAUGGUGACGUUCUCCAAUAACGUGGAGCCGGCCAACGGGUUCCUGCUGCGGUACCUGCACCGGAAGCUGACGGAGUCGGAGACGGAGGGCGGCCCGCGCAGCGCGGAGGUCCUGCGGGUGCUGGACUGGGUGCCCGAGCUGUGGUACCACCUGCACACCUUCCUGGAGAAGCACAGCACCUCCGACUUCCUCAUCGGCCCCUGCUUCUUCCUGUCAUGCCCGGUCACGGUGGAGGAGUUCCGCUCCUGGUUCAUCGACCUGUGGAACCACUCCAUCAUCCCCUACCUGCAGGAGGGCGCCAAGGACGGCAUCAAGGUGCACGGUCAGAAGGCCGUUUGGGAGGAUCCGGUGGAGUGGGUGAGGGGCACGCUACCCUGGCCCUCUGCCCAGCAGGACCAGGCCAAACUCUUCCACCUGCCCCCUCCCAGCGUGGGCCCGGGCAGCACCGGCCAGCCCCCCGAGGAGAGGGUCGCCAAGGAGACCCCGCCAAGCUCCCUCGACUCCGACCCGCUGAUGGCCAUGCUACUGAAGUUACAGGAGGCAGCCAAUUACAUUGAAUCUCCAGACCGGGAAACGGUGGCAGACCCAAACCUCCAGUCCACACUUUGAACGUCACGAGGAAACUAAUGAAUGAACACUUGGGAUGGCUAGUGCUGUUAUUCCUUUACCCCUCACUGAGCCUUUAGGCUUCGCCAUUUGUCUUUUGUGUGGGUUUCGCAGAGACAAAAAAGAACUCUCAGACAUAGUCUGUCCUGUAUCUACUAGAGCUCCUCAGAUAUUCUACGACAAAAAGCAAAUACCCCAGGAUGUCAUCUAUAACUCUUAAAAAAACAGAAAACACCUGUUUGUACUGGCCUUUUUAAGUUUUAUUAAAUCUACAAAUGCAUGGCAAUCAUUACAGCAGAUUUCAAAUAGAAUUAUAACGAUUGUUAUGAGUUUCCAAUUAUUUUCUAUUUUGUUGUUUUUCUCAAAGAAAAUGUCACAAGGUCUUAUUUACUAAAAAAAAAAGACAAUAAACCCCUUGAUUGGGAGCUAUUACUGUUCCACUGUUGCCCUCCAUACCACUCAAGGAAACUGCUGCUGAUUGGAGAAACUGACAAGUAUUCUUAAACCUCAUUGGUCCUCACAGCUUGUGGUCAGAGACAGGCACACAGAAGCUGCGACAGCAGACACUUGCUUAUCACACAUCUCCAGGGUGCCCCAGUCAAAUGUGAUUUGAUAAAUGGUCAAGACCAGAUAAGCGGAAAAUUUACUGACCCAUAAAUAAACUAUACUGCUCCAAAUCAUAGUCUUUAAAGAGGUUUUCUAGUUUGGAUUAAUUAUUGCCAAUAAACAAUUUACAAUUUUAAACUGAUUUUUUUUGGCCUUGUAAUCUUUAUGCAAUUACAAGACCUAUCAUUGGAGAACUCCAAAGCACUUUCAAAUAAGUAUCCAGAUAGUAUUCCAUUUUUCAACAUUUGAGAAAGGUUCUGCCAGUAUUACUCUGGUGCCACAUUACAAUGACGUUACAUGUUCACUGGGUACCAUCUUUAAAAGCAUCGCAAUCACUUAAGAAAAAGACAAACUUUUUUCCUAACUGUUCAUGAAAUACGUUUUGAGAUUUUGAGAUGGGAUUCGUUUACAAGAUUUAAUUGUGCUAACCUGUGAAUCUGUGGACACGUGAUGCUUAUUUCAUUUCAGCUACUGAGAAUGGUUAGUGAAGUAACCAGCUAGACUGCUAUAGUAUUAGUUACUUCAAUGCUACACAGCUAGUGCUGCCUAUUUAGCUGAAAAAAAGUCAGUGCACUGGAUAAAAAAGCCACAGCAUAGUUCUUAUUAUUCUCUCUGAUUGUUAAAAUCUAACUAUAUGGGUCAGGUUUGUUUUUUUUAAUUGUUUUUUUAUAAACCCUAUUUAUUAACCCUUUGACCACCAGGUGUGAGACAGUGUGUGCCCUCUGUUUGAAAACAUUGUGAAGAUGUCUAUAGGACCCAGCUGUUCAGACUGUGGAGACCAGCCCUCCUACAGAUAUGCAAUUUUAAAUGACCACACAUUUAAACGAAUGGUGCUCAAACAAACGCCUUAAUUUAGAAAGUCGCUAUAUUAUUUCCUUGACCGCAGAUUUCCUCACUUUGCUAUCAAUAGAAAACUGUACUGUAUACAACUUAAUCGUUUUGUUUUUUUUAUCAGACCCUCUGUGAACACGGCCUUCCGCAGGUAGCAGAGUGAACUGGUCUUUUUGAGACUGGCCUCAAAAAGAAAUGGUGCUUGGACUUGCUUAUUUCUGUUUACCAUCUUACUUGAUACUAGCCAAAAUGCACUUUAUUUAGUUUCCAUUUUGUUGGUAGGUUUUUGUCAGCAAGUGUACCUUAGAGGAGAUUUGUGGAUUACGCUGUGUCUUGCAAAAAAUAAAAAAUAAAACGGAAAAAGCAAUUACAGGUGCAGUUCACCCGCCAAUCCUGCAGGGGCAGUGUUCACUAUUUCCUGUAGCUCUGCUUUCUUCUCUUGUGCUUUAAUUAUUAAAGUCCUCAUCAUUAAUGUAAAGUACUACCGUUCUGUUUCAACGCAAACUUUGCAACUUGCCAGAUUUAAUAGAUAUAUUUAUGAUUUUUAUUGUCUUAUUUUUUUACAUUCUCUCAUCAAAGUAUUUUGGAAAGGGAAUGCCACUUCAUCACUUUUCUAGGUUUUAUGGAUUGAUGAAUUUCAAAUGUUCUCAAGAUUUUUUUAAGGUUGUGUCAAAGCUACCCCAGCAUGCAUCAGGUUUCCCAUGACUGUAUAUUUGCUCCAAAAUAUGGAGCAAAGCUACAAUUAAGAGGAUGAUCAGGAAGUAGCCUACUUAAAACUGUAGAAGUUAGGCCACUUACGUGAUAAACAUUUUUGCUAGACAAUGAUCAUGGAAGAUUCAAAAAGGAUGCUGAAGGUUAUGGUGGUGAUUACCAAAACAAUCACAGUCAUUAUAUUCCUUGGAAUGUUUGUUUUUCCCUAUUGUCGGCUGAGUUGUUGAAUACUACACUGACUCGCCUUUAUACGUUGCCCUGUAGUCUGAGGUAAAAUUACCUCUUAAGGCCAAACACGGUGGUUUCGAUGUUUUCUUGCAUGGUGGCUAUUCGGUGUCAAGAUCGGUGAAUCUCUGUACUGUACCUGCGAAGGAUCAAUGCUUUUUAUAUAACUGUAUGCUAACUCGUUAGCCAUAGAGCGGUACUGCUAACUGCACGCUAGCUGACAUUACAGUUCUAUCUGGAAAAAAAAAAACUCAACCCCAUAUAACGUUCGAGGGAGCAAUUUGAAGUCACAGUGUAUAACUGUUAUCUUACUGCCUAGAAAAAAGGGCCAUCUUUGGUGCACUGGUUUAUUUGGCAAAGAUACCAGUAAUAAUGCUUUAUGUUAAGCAUUAAUUGCGUUUUACCUUCACAUACAAAAAAUGUUUUCCUCCCAACACGCUUAUUUAGAAUGUCCGUUUGAAGAGCGUGUACACAUUAAAACCAGUUUUCAAAACUAUAUUUUGUUCCAGUGAGCGGUAUCUAACAUCUACUACAUACUGAGAACCAAUGUGUUGAUUUAACAGAAUAUUUUAUGUUGAUUUAUACGCUGUAUUUGGUAGCAAAAUGACCAAAAUCCCUCUUGCUACAGCAGUCCCUGAAUCACUAAGUGACAUUCUGACAGCAGUACUUAAUGUCAGCAUAAGAUAGUAAACCUAUUGCAGUACCUGCUCAUCCCUGAUUUGUAAUACAUUCACUGCGUGUGACUCUUAAUGCAGUUCAUACCACAGCAGCUUCUUGACCUUAGGGAUCGAAGCGUACAGUUACAACGCAAGUUGGCUGCAGUUUAAUGAUGUAAUAAGAAAGUCUGUUAGGUUGAAUGUGCAAUAAGACUGGUUUCUCGGUAAAAACCAGGGGAUGCUCCCUUAUUGUCCUCACUGGACAGAAGGUCUUUCUGUGUUUCUGCGAUGGGGAUACUCAAAUCUGGCCCUCAAGGCCAGUAGCGCUGCUGGUUUUCAUUCUUCCCCUCUAAUCAGGAAGUAAUUUAAACCUGACGCACCUGGUGAGUGUAAUCUAUGGCCAUUCUGACAUUAUUGGACUAUGGAAUAUCAGGUAGAAGAGGAGUCCGGUCAACACCACUGACCUUGGGGGCCAUAUUUGAGUAUCCCUGUCCUAUAGCCACAUCAGAGGGACGCAGUGAAUAAACGUUACCACUAGAGGGCGAGCGUGACUCACAAGCCAACGUCUGCAGUCCGUGAUCGCAAGUGUUUAGCAUGGGCUUCUGAGAGCUUGUUGGUUGGUGAAUUACAAAGGCAGGCAAGCACCUAAAUAAACAUUAAGAUGCAGAGACAAACAUUUGUAGUCGUGGACCAGAACGUUCCCAUUACGAAUAAAGUAGAGAUGAAUGAUUUCCAUAGCUGUGAAUUUGACAAAGCAUACACAUCUUUGUACCCUGAGGAGGAAGGUGGUUUGGGUGAUAGGUUACAAUAAGAACAAGCUUGUCUUGGCUCGGAAUUCCCUUCUCUCAGAUAAUGCUUGUAAACUUAUUUUUGAUUUUUUAUAUAAUCCUUAAGAGGUGUCCUCUGACACAGUGUAAUGGAAAAUGUUUUCUAUGUGUGUUUUUAGGACGUUAUGCCAAUACAUGCUAACAUCACAGUAAUCUGUAGAUAUGAAUGUCAGCACUACUAAUAGAUAGCAAACCAGGUAGGAAACCAAAUCCAGUGAGUCUGGUCCUAAAUUGCAAUUUCCUUUUAGCAAAGCCAGUGAAGUCAUCCUCUUCAUUCACCAUUGUGUUUUGAGUCCUAGAAUUUCCUGCAAAAACAUUCUCUGUAGAUCACCCCAAGCUAAUGAGAAUUUUUACCUGUUGUAGCUUACUGCCACUACCAGAAAUAGAAUUAGUCGUGAGAAUUAUGCUUUUUUUUCAAAAUUGAAUUUUGUAUGACUUUGGAUUUUUGUGUAUUGCUUUUUUUAAUCAAAAUGUUUAAAAGAUUAUUUUGCUGAAAUUUGCUUAAAAAGACAGGGAACAAAACUGGCUUUUGUGAUGGCUUGCUCGGGAUGCCCUUUAUAAUAGUUAUGGUGGCUGUAGUUUCAGCUGAGACUGACUCUUCUCUGCAUUGCUUUGUGUUCAGUCAUGAAAGUUAUGCAGGAAGAAAAACAAGUGCAGUUUUGGGCAAGAAUAAACAUUAGCCCUGGAAAAGUGGAAAAUAAAAAAGAUUUAAAAACUGGACAUUUAAAUUAAGAAUAUCAAAGGUGCAGGAAUCACGUUUUCCCUGCAGCAAAAUGGCACAUUUCUAAAAUUAUGUAACAAUGUAAUUCAACCCUCCAGAGUCCCACUUAUCUGACGCAAAAGAAUUAGCCUGUUUCACGGUGAGCUGCCUAAACUUAUACCUAAAAUGGUGACUGUAAAGGUUUGUCUGUGUGGGGGGGGGGGAUUUAAGAAUAACUGCUGAUGAUGUGACAGAGGUCCAUUGUGUCCCAGAGCGGGCUGGUGUUGAAAGCCGGUUUUGCUCUGUCUCUUGCCGUGUGGCUUUCCCUGUGUAAAAUCCUGCUGGCUGUUGUGCCUGUUUCUGUGUGGGUUUACGUGUCCUGCUGCAGAUGCUAGCCUAGGUUUGAGAGACUAUGCAGCAACUUCUACUGGCUUUGGCAAAAAAAAAAAAAAAAAAAAACAAUCAUGUAAAAACGACUAAAAUUUCAGCACCAAAUUAGAGCAAAUUCAUGGGAAGCCAUUUUGUAUUCAGGCAUCGCUUCUGCUGAACGGGAGACCCUCUUAAUCCAUGGUCUUAGUGGUGAAGUUUUUCCCCUUGAGGAAGAGGAAGUGGUGAUAGAGAAGGAUGACAGGGUCACGCCUUAAUAUAAAUGUACAUGUGUUAAAGGUUUUAGUGUGUCAGAUUCAGACCAAAAUGUCUUGGGCACUGUGGCCUUACUUCACCAUAUUUGAACACUGUUUUCAGCAUCUGCUCAAAAUGUCCUCCAAUGCUGCUGUUCUCCUGCUUGUUUGAAUGGGUUUUUUCUGGACAAGCCAAAGAUCCCGGGCCUUCACGUAUGGCAGUGCCAUAGAGCUGAGGUGUGAAACUGAAUCCCAAGGGGGGCACAGUGUCUGUGGGCUUUAGUGGUUUCCUUUCAAUCAGCUGCCAAUUAAGGCCUUGAGAACAAGGUGUUUGGAUUCUUAAGCCAAUCAGUGAUUGAAUGAACCACUGGCACUGACACGCCCAGAAAACCAGCAGACACUGUGGCCCUCCAGGACUGCAGUUGGACACCACUGUCUUUGAGGCAUCUAUCAACAGGGUUUUUCAGAUUUAGAAGAGGGUGGUUUUGACUGGUGAAGCAUUUUUAAUUUUAAUUUUUUUUUUUUGUUUGUUUGUUUUGCAGCUGUAGCAGAUUCUCUAUAUUCUCAUAGUGUAUAUUAACCAAAAAAUGAACUGUGGACCCACCAAUUGGAAAAGGCGCUUUCCUUUUGGCACUCAGCUCCAUGGCUCUCCAUUACCAAUGGAAACCGAAAGCACCGGAAAUGGUGUUGCCUUCUGGUUCAUCCGGUAGCAAGGGUCCAACAGUGGCACUUAUUCUCAGAUAUUUAGAGAUGAAAUGCGUUCUAACUGUCUGAAGCCUUUACAGGUUGCUGAAUAGUCACACUUAAGUCUUAAUUGUGCAAAGCUUGCUAUCGAUAAAAAAAAAAAAAAGAAAAAAUACAGUGUAAUGAUGGUAUGUAAUGUAACUGACGUGCAAAUGUGAUGGGACUCUCAAUGUUAAUGCAUGUCGCGUUUGGUGUGUUUGCAUUGCAAAGCCUUUUUUUUUAAUGGGACCUACCAGUAUUUUUGAGGAAUUUUUUAACAACUAUACGUUUCUUUUUUCUCUCCUUUUUCUUUUAAUAAGGAACCGAUCAUUCUUUUUCCUAAGCAAUCCUUUGUAAAACAUAUUUUGUACAGGACAUCACAAUUGUAAACAGUGUAAAUAAUUAACGCGUCCGCGACAACAAUCAUUAAGAAAAAAAAAAAAAAAAAAACAUUUAAGAAAACAAAAAAAUAUGUCCGGGGGCGUGGUGGGGGAAGUGUUUGGCUGGGUGGCCUUUUUUAUAUGACUUCAGUGCCGGGGAGCCCUGUUCAGGAAUAAAGGGUACCUGAAGGCAUGAUUUCUUUUCUAACUACAACAAAGUCAUCUGUCUAACCUUGUUCACUUGUUCCAAUAAAGUCAUGCCAUACGGUGAA
Anguilla anguilla (European eel) is the source of this 11328-nucleotide messenger RNA. RefSeq names its product neuron navigator 1a (gene nav1a). Lineage: Eukaryota; Metazoa; Chordata; Actinopteri; Anguilliformes; Anguillidae. Gene Ontology annotation, biological process: neuron migration; nervous system development; neurogenesis. The record is from RefSeq and is a predicted model, not a curated record. The coding region runs from base 194 to 4780 and encodes 1528 amino acids. Gene Ontology annotation, molecular function: ATP hydrolysis activity. The transcript is spliced from 27 exons. Gene Ontology annotation, cellular component: microtubule cytoskeleton; axon initial segment.